AGUAAGCGACUUUUAAUAUUACCGUGGAAGCAAAUAUUUUACUAUGUCACAGCGGCAGUAAGAAACAAAAUCUCAGGGGUUGCUCUUUAUAUUGGUAAUGAAUCGGCCAAAGCCACCCAGCAUCAGGCGCCCUAGCGGAGCCAAACCCUCAGGUCACCCUCCUCCAGGAGACUUCAUUGCCUUGGGGGCCAAAAGCCAGACCAAUGAGCCAAAGGCAAACCCAGUUCUUCUGAAACCAGCUACUACGGGGUUGCCACCGGACCGCAAGAGAGAGGCCUCCUCAUCCUUGCCCUCCUCUUCAGGGUUGUCGAGUCUGGCUAAGCGGCCCAAACAUUCGUCCACCCCACCUAGCGCACUCUCGCGCCUGGCUGAAGUAGCGGCUGUUGACAAAAGGGCGAUCUCACCCUCCAUCAAGGAGCCAUCUGUUGUGCCGAUCGAAGUUCCUCCUGCCUUGCUUUUGUAUGAGAUUGACGCGGCAGAGGCUGAGGGAAAUGAUGAGCGCAUUGAGGGAGUUCUUUGUGGUGCGGUGAAGCAGCUGAAGAUGAACCGCGCAAAACCUGACAUCACUCUCUAUCUCAGCCUCAUGUUUCUGGCCAAAAUCAAGCCCAAUGUGUUUGCCACCGAAGGGGUCAUCGAGGCCUUGUGCAGUCUCCUUCGCCGCGAUGCCACCAUCAACUUCAAGACGAAGGGGAACAACCUGGUGUCUGUUCUUGCAUGUAACUUAUUAAUGGCAGCCUACGAAGAGGAUGAAAACUGGCCCGAGAUCUUUGUCAAAGUGUACAUUGAGGACUCUCUCGGGGAGCGAAUCUGGGUGGAUAGCUCCCACUGCAAAACAUUUGUAGACAAUAUUCAGACUGCUUUUUCCACCAAGAUGCCCCCAAAAAGUAUGUUGCUUCAGACCGAAACGGGACGCUCAGCAGGAGAUCUCAGUGCAGGCAACAGCCCUCAUCCCUCCACUCCAGAUGAGGAUGACAAUCAGACUGAGCUGCUGAUUGCUGAAGAAAAGCUCAGUCCAGAGGAGGAAGGGCAAGUCAUGUCCAGGUAUGAGGAGCUGGCAGAGAGCGUUGAGGACUAUGUGCUGGAUGUGCUGAAGGACCAACUGAACCGCCGGCAGCCCAUGGACAAUGUGUCCAGGAACCUGCUGCGCUUGCUCACGGCCACCUGUGGCUACAAGGAGGUUCGGCUGAUGGCUGUGCAAAGGCUGGAGAUGUGGCUGCAGAACCCAAAGUUAACCAGACCAGCACAAGACCUCCUCAUGUCUUUGUGCAUGAACUGCAGGACACACGGAGCCGACGACAUGGAUGUGAUUUCCAACCUCAUCAAGAUCAGGCUUAAGCCUAAAGUCCUCCUCAACCACUAUAUGCUGUGUGUCAGGGAGCUCCUGAACGCACACCGGGACAACCUUGGCACAAUGGUUAAACUUGUGAUCUUUAAUGAGCUGUCGAAUGCCAGGAAUCCUAAUAAUAUGCAGGUUCUACAUACGGUACUGCAGCACAGUCCAGAGCAGGCUCCCAAGUUCCUGGCCAUGGUGUUCCAGGACCUGCUGACCAACAAGGAUGAUUACCUGAGGGCGUCACGAGCCCUGCUGCGGGAGAUCAUCAAGCAAACCAAGCAUGAGAUCAACUUCCAGUCCUUCUGCCUGGGCCUCAUGCAGGAGAGGAAGGAGGCUGCGUAUGCAGACAUGGAGUUUAAGGAACGCUUUGUCAUCCAGGUGACAGAUCUAUUAACGGUCUCCAUGAUGCUGGGCAUCACAGCACAGGUCAAAGAAGCAGGCAUCGCAUGGGACAAGGGGGAGAAGAAGAAUCUGGAGGUGCUGAGAGCCUUUCAGAACCAGAUUGCUGCCAUCCAGAGAGAUGCUGUGUGGUGGCUGCACACUGUGGUUCCUACUAUCAGCAAGCUGGGGCCUAAGGAUUAUGUCCAUUGCCUUCACAAAGUGCUGUUCACAGAGCAGCCUGAGACAUAUUACAAGUGGGACAAUUGGCCUCCAGAAAGUGAUAGAAAUUUCUUCCUGCGCCUGUGUUCGGAAGUCCCCUUGCUGGAGGACACAUUGAUGCGUAUCCUAGUGAUCGGCCUGUCACGAGACCUUCCCCUGGGCCCAGCUGACGCUAUGGAGCUGGCUGACCACUUGGUGAAGAGAGCAGCCGGUGUCCAGUCAGAUGAUCUCGAUGUGUUGUGUGUUGAGAGGAUUCAGCUCAUCGACGCUGUGCUGAACUUGUGCACAUACCAUCACCCGGAGAACAUCCAGCUGCCUGCAGGGUAUCAGCCUCCAAAUCUGGCCAUAUCUACCCUCUACUGGAAGGCCUGGCUUCUGCUGCUUGUGGUGGCAGCCUUCAACCCACAGAAGAUUGGUCUGGCAGCUUGGGAUGGCUACCCCACCCUCAAGAUGCUCAUGGAGAUGGUCAUGACGAACAACUACUCUUACCCACCGUGCACGGUUGCCGAUGAAGAGACGAAAGCGGAGAUGAUCAGCCGUGAGCUGCAGGUCUCCCAGAAGGAGCGUCAGGAGAUUCUGGCCUUUGAGAGCCACCUGGCAGCCGCCUCCACCAAGCAGACCAUCACGGAGACCAAUAGUCUGCUUCUGUCCCAGCUCACAAGCCUGGAACCCAAAGGCCCCCCUCGCAGACCCCCACCACACAUCCAGGAGCAGGUGAAAAGUCUGAACCAAUCUCUGCGUUUGGGCCACCUGCUGUGCCGUAGCCGCAGCCCUGACUUCCUGCUCAGCAUCAUCCAGAGACAGGCAUCCUCUCAGUCCAUGCCAUGGCUGGCUGACCUAGUGCAGUCCAGUGAGGGGUCCUUGGACGUGCUGCCCGUUCAGUGCCUGUGUGAAUUCCUCCUCCACGACGCAGCUGACGACACCCCAUCUGCUGAGGAUGAAGAGGAAGGAGAGAGCAAAGAGCAGAGAGCAAAGAAACGACAGAGGCAACAGAAGCAGAGGCAGCUCCUGGCCCGCUUGCAGGACCUGCUGCUGGGGCCCAAGGCUGACGAGCUGACCACCUGCGAGGUUCUUGACUACUUUCUGCGCCGCCUCAGCUCUUCCCAGGUGGCAUCAAGGGUGCUCGCAAUGAAGGGCUUGUCCUUGGUGCUGUCUGAAGGAGGGCUAAAGGACGGGGAGGACAGAGAGCCGUCGAUGGAGGAGGACUCGCGGGACGCUGAGCUUCUGCCAGCAUACCAGUGGCUCCUGCAGGACCUUCCCAAACUGCCACUGUUCGACAGUGUGAGGGGAAUGACAGCCAGCGCCUUGCAGCAGGCCAUUCAUAUGGAGACGGAUCCCCAGACCAUCAGUGCCUACCUGAUCUACCUCUCCCAGCAUGCACCAGUGGAGGAGCAGGGACUGCACAAUGAUCUGGCACUGGAUGUGGCACGGCUGAUUGUAGAGCGCUCAACCAUCAUGAACAGUCUGUUCUCGAGGCACUCGUGCCGGCCAGAGUCAGAUGCCGUGCUCUCCGCCCUCAUUUCCAUCUUCUCCACUUAUGUGCGCCGCAUGAGGAAGACCAAAGAGGGUGAGGACCUCUACAGCUGGUCAGAGUCUCAGGACCAGGUGUUUCUACGUUGGACAACAGGAGAGACGGCCACCAUGCAUAUUCUGGUGGUUCAUGCCAUGGUCAUUCUGCUCACACUGGGACCCCCUAAAGGGGAAAGUGAUUUCUUCACUUUGCUUGACAUCUGGUUCCCUGAUAAGAAGCCACUUCCUACGGCUUUCCUGGUUGACACCUCCGAGGAGGCACUUCUCUUGCCUGAUUGGCUGAAACUGAGGAUGAUCCGCUCUGAGGUCUCCCGACUGGUCGACGCAGCAUUACAGGACCUAGAGCCACAGCAACUGCUGCUGUUUGUGCAGUCCUUCGGCAUCCCCGUGUCCAGCAUGAGCAAGCUGCUGCAGUACCUGGACCAGGCCGUGUCCCAUGACCCACACACGCUGGAGCAGAACAUCAUGGACAAGAACUACAUGGCUCAUCUGGUGGAGGUGCAGCAUGAGAGAGGCGCCACUGGAGGGCGCACUUUCCACAGCUUGCUCAGUGCCUCUCUUCCUCCACGUAGAGACAGUGCAGAGGUGGGCAGGACUAAGCUGAGUGUGGAGACCCCCCAUGGCUCGGUGAAGAUGAGAAGCCCCAGCCAGUUGCCUGUCAUCGGCCCCGAGGAUGACUUGACCAGCGUCCUGCUGCAGCUGUUCCCUCUGAAGGUGGAUCCUCGCUGGCCCACGCCUCCAGCCCGCCCCUUGGCCCUUGCUCUGCAGCAGACCCUGGCUCAGGAGGUGUUGCGGGCACGCAAAGGCCUCAGCCAGCAGAGCAGUGCUGCAGGACGUCUCCUGCAGGCCCUGGCAGCUUUGCUCGGCUCCGCCCAUGCCGGCACUCUUGUCAUGGCAAUGCAUCAUAGCCACGCUCUCUCGUGUCCACUCUUCCGCCAACUGCACCUUUACCAGCGACUGGUGGCCCAGGAUGUGGCGUUCGCCUCACUCUUCUUUAAGGUGGCAAUGCAGAUGCUGACAUGGUUGGAGAGCUCGGCGGUGGAGGCGGGUCCCCUUAACUCCCUGCUGAAGUCCCUGGCUGCCCAGUACUCUCACAAACACCAUAUCACUGAUGUACGUACAGGCUGUCUGCAUCUGGCUGAUGCCCUGGCAUACAAGCGUGACGCAGAGGUGGCCGUGAGGGGUGUCAUCGCUUCACUGCGAGCUGGGGAGAGAUGCAACGCUGAGCCUGAACUCAUCAGGAAAGUUCUCCAGGGUCUGAUGGAGGUGAAGUCCCCAUACUUUGAGGAGCUGCUGUCCCUGCUCAUGACUGUUGGGACAGACACAGGAGCCCCUGGCAACACGGCUGGCCCUGUCGCCAUGGUGAUCUCGCUGUUGCUGCAGGACAUGGAGGAGAGGGGAGUGAAGGUGGAGGCUGACUCUAAAAUCAGCUUAGAGGUGAAGAGGCCGAGCUCCGGCUCAGGCAUGUUAGUGGACCUGCUGGAGCUGUUUGAUCCUGAGGUGACCUCUGUGUGCUCAGACCUCCAGUACAAACUGCUCUUUUCCCUAAACAAGCCAGGUAAAGGCAGUGCUGUGUGUAUGGCCCCCUCCUACAGGCCCUACCUGCUGGCCCUGCUCACUCACCAGUCUAAUUGGAGCACUUUGCACCAGUGCAUCAGCACCCUGCUGAACAGGCCCAGAGAGCACAGGGUGGACCCGUCCUCGGCUCUGGACUUCCUGUGGGCGUGCUGUCACAUCCCACGCAUAUGGCAGGGCAGAGAUCAGAAAACUCCACAAAAGCGCACGGAGAAGUUUGUACUGAAACUGUCUUCUGAUGAGCUGAUCAGUCUGGUGGACCUGAUCCUGUGGGAGUCAGAGCUGAGCUGGCGAGACACAGGCCCAGCUACCGGCGCACUGGACCAUGCCUCCUGCUCCCUCAUCCAAUCCCGUUUGCCCCUGCUCCACAGCUGCUGCCACGGUGACCCGCAGAGCAUCUGCAAUGUCUCUGAGUACCUCGUCAACUGCGCGAGGAAGUGGGGAGACAGCGUGAUGAGCCGCAGGUGCGAGAACCUGCUGCUGCAGAUCUACCUGCACUUCCCUGAGGUGGUCCAGCACGUGCACCUGCCCGAUGCCAGCGUGAGUGGAGAGGCUGCCGCCGCCGCCGGGAGUACCUGCAAGCUGGAUAUCCUUGUGCACCGCCUCAUCACUCUUCUAGCCGACACGGGGGAGUCCAAAUCGGCAGAGAGUCGUGUGUCUGAUGCUAACCUGGCCUGUAGGAGGCUAGCUGUGUCCCACCCCGUGCUAAUGCUCAGACACCUGCCUAUGAUCGCCGCCCUGCUGCAUGGCCGGGUCCACCUGAACCUGCAGGAGCUCCGCCAGCAGCACCACCUGACCACCUUUAGCGACGUGCUGGCCAUCCUUGAGCUGCUGCAGCCGCUUGUCUUCCACCCAGACCACCAGAGGGCACUGCAGGACUGCCUGCUCUCUUUUAUUAAAGUCCUGCAGAACUUCAGAAGAUUGUCCCGUAUACCAAUUAUUAGCAAAUUUGUGCAGUUCAUUCAAAAAUAUAUUACCCAUGAUGCAGCAGCUGCUGUGCCUUAUCUGCAGAAGCAUUCUGAUGUUCUACAGGGUCUCUCCUCAGAGAAUCCAGACCUCGUACAGCUGAAGUCCCUGCUGGCUGGCCUUACUCUGCCUGUGAAAACAACCUCCACAGAGAUCACUGCAGAGGAUAGCCAUGCUGAGGACUCUUCCGCUGGCUCUCUUCCUCUGGUCAGUAUCUCAGCCUCUACGCCACUCACUUCAGCAGAUAUGACUAAGUACCUGAAGAAGAUCUCACAAGGGGAGGCCAUUGAAGACGUGCUGGAGGUCUUGACUGAGGUGGAUGAAAAGUCGAAGAGGAAUCCUGAAAUUAUCCAGUAUUUUGUUAGUGACCUGCAGAGACUAAUGACCUCACCCGAGGAGCUGUGUCGUAACAUGGCCUUCAGUCUGGCACUGCGCUGUAUACAAAACACCCCCAGCCUGGCGUCAGACUUCCUUCCCACCUUCAUGUAUUGCAUGGGAAGUGGCAACUUUGACGUUGUGCAGACAUCCCUGAGGAACCUUCCAGAAUAUGCACUCCUCUGCCAAGAGCAUGCUGACAUUCUACUGCAGAAGGCGUUCUUAGUGGGGAUCUACGGCCAAAUUGAUACCAGCUCUGUGAUAUCUGAGUCCAUGAAGGUCCUGCACAUGGAGGCUACAACAUAGCUAUAUUUUUACUGCAUUACUGAAAUUGUUGAAAUUUUGUGUUUGUCAUGACAUGCUUGUAGUUUUAGCUGCCUAAAACACAAGUUUCCAAUAUCCGGUUGUGUUAAAGUUUAUUUUUUAUUCCCAGAGCAACUUAAGCCCAUUAGAUUUAAUGAAAUGACAACAGUAGUGUGAUUUUUAUCUAGUGUCAGUUUAGUGUCAGUUUGGGAGUAAAGUCUGUCAUAAACCUUUUUUUUGUGUUUGGAAUACUUUGCAUAAUAAAAAAAAAAAGAUGUCUGAGUAACCAAAAAA
Electrophorus electricus (electric eel) is the source of this 6976-nucleotide messenger RNA. RefSeq names its product integrator complex subunit 1 (gene ints1). Gene Ontology annotation, cellular component: integrator complex. Lineage: Eukaryota; Metazoa; Chordata; Actinopteri; Gymnotiformes; Gymnotidae. Gene Ontology annotation, biological process: U2 snRNA 3'-end processing. The record is from RefSeq and is a predicted model, not a curated record.